Molecule: messenger RNA, 915 nt
Organism: Prunus armeniaca (apricot)
Lineage: Eukaryota; Viridiplantae; Streptophyta; Magnoliopsida; Rosales; Rosaceae
Source: the annotation of a GenBank genome assembly
AUGAGAGUGCCCCCCAAGGUUCGGAUGCUAGUCUGGAGAGCCCUGAUGAAUAUUUUUCCCACGCAGCAAAAUCUGGCGCAACGACGUGUUCAUGCGGCUUCUGGGGGUUGUGUGUUCUGUGGUGAGUUGGAAACGGUUGGGCAUGCUCUGGUUUGGUGCUCUACAGCCCAACGUUUUUGGCCCCUCUUUCCCUUUCCUAUUUCUGGUCAUGCUUCUGUGACGGGUGACAUCAAGGAGUGGUUCCAAGUCUUGGCGGCUGACAGGUCUAGUUCCCAGCCUGAACAGAUCAUGAUGGGUCUCUGGUCUGUGUGGCAUACGCGCAACUUGCGGGUUUGGAAUGGGCAAGGGCGAAGUCCGGAGGAAUCGCUCAACUGUGCUAUGUGUACAUUGCAUGAUUUUCAGGCCAAUAAUGGUCUGCCCCGACCUGGUGUGCUGCGAGCGAAAGUCCAUUGGCAACGCCCUCCGAUGGGUACCAUUAAGAUAAACAUGGAUGGGGCUUUUCGAGCGGCUGGAGGUUUGAGUGGCUUUGGCCUGGUGGCUCGUGAUCACAAUGGCAGUUUUUUGGGAUGCAAGAUGGGUCGGUUUCAUGGGGUGUCGAGUCCUUUGCAUGCUGAGCUGCUGGCGUUGCGGGAGGGUCUGCGGUUUACGGCAAAGUGGCCAGAUAUUUGCAUCUGUCUUGAGAGUGAUGCACAGGGGAUGAUCAAUACUGUUCUUAGUCGUGGAGUGGAUCUCUCUCCCCUUGGCUGCUUGAUUGAAGAUUUUCAAGAGCUUUUGCAUGCUGCAGGACGUGUUUCUGUUGUGCAUGGUUUUCGUGAAGUUAAUGGUGUGGCUGACCGCCUAGCUCACUAUGUGCUAUCAUCCCAUGUAUCUGAUGCUGAGGUCGAAUGGUGGGAUUCCCCCUGUUUGGCUCUCUGA